Messenger RNA from Ostrea edulis (European flat oyster), 769 nucleotides. RefSeq names its product thioredoxin-like protein 4A. Gene Ontology annotation, biological process: mRNA splicing, via spliceosome. Gene Ontology annotation, cellular component: spliceosomal complex; U4/U6 x U5 tri-snRNP complex; U5 snRNP. NCBI's taxonomy places the organism in Eukaryota, Metazoa, Mollusca, Bivalvia, Ostreida, Ostreidae. The record is from RefSeq and is a predicted model, not a curated record. The transcript has 2 exons. Bases 89 to 517 code for a protein of 142 amino acids.
AAUACUUUUAGAACGACUUAAUCAGUAGAAAUUUUCUUUCAUCCGGUAGAUGGCGUUGUAAGUGCGACUGUAGAAACAGUAGUUCACCAUGUCUUACAUGCUCCAACAUCUUCACAAUGGCUGGCAAGUGGACCAGGCCAUUUUAGCUGAAGAGGACCGGGUAGUGGUCAUCAGAUUUGGACACGAUUGGGACCCGUCAUGUAUGGUGAUGGAUGAGACGCUCUAUAAGUGUGCCGAAAAAAUGAAAAAUUUUGCUGUAGUGUACUUGGUGGAUAUUUCACAAGUCCCAGACUUCAACAAAAUGUACGAAUUGUACGAUCCAUGCACAAUCAUGUUCUUCUACAGAAACAAGCAUAUCAUGAUAGACUUGGGAACUGGUAACAACAAUAAAAUAAACUGGUCGAUGGAGGAUGUGCAGGAAUUCAUUGACAUUGUCGAAACAGUGUUCAGGGGGGCAAGAAAAGGGAGAGGUUUGGUCAUAUCACCGAAAGAUUAUUCAACUAAAUACAGAUACUGAUGUCUGCUUAGUUUAGCUCUGUCAGUUUCAUAUUGUAUAUUGUACUGAACGUUUGGCAGGCCUUUGUACAAACAUUGUUUCAUGUAGAAAAUGUUGAGAUUCAUUAAAAUCGUAUUUUUGAAAACAGAAAUGUACAUGCACUUCAAAAAUGCACUGUAUAGAGAAAUGCAUUGCCAAAUACUUGUACCACUUUCUAUUCCAGUACUAGGCUAUGUCAGGUCAGCAAGUAAAUAAAAAAUGCUCUAAAACAAA